CUCUCUCAUCUCUCUCUCUCUCUCUCUCUCUCUCUCUAACUCUGUCAGCACUUUCUCUCUCUAAAUUUCUUUCAGAAACUGAACGUAUUUCCGGAAUUACAUCAGAAAGGAGAAACCUUUGGAAGAGGAGGAGGAAGAAGAAGAAGAAGAAAGUGAUGAAGAAGAUUUGUAUAAUAGCAAUUGGUCGAACAAAUAUUGCUUUUUUGUUGGCGGGUAUAUGUUUAUCCCCUCGUCUUCUUCGUGUUCAGUGAAGCAGUUAAAGAAGACGAGAGCUCAAUCGAGCAGAUCUUCGAUUCGCUCCCUCUCUCCGAAUUCGAUCCUCUAGCUCCAUUCUCGUGCUCUCUGGGUCGUGUUCAUUGGUGGGUGUUGCCUCUCGCUGGGGAAUUGGGUUGAAUUUGCUCAGGUGGGGUUGAUCGAAUUUACUCUGUUUCCGAUUUAGGGUUUAUGGAAUUCGGGGUCUAGAUGUGAAUUCGAGCUGCGGUUCUGAUUGGUCGACGAGAGAGGGCGGGAGGGAUGAUAAUCAAGAAGAAGCUUAAAUCACAAAUGCCGAGUCGGAAACGGCGCAGGCUCGGCGGAGGGAACUUGGUGAAUGGUGACUCAGUGACCAGGAAGAAGAAUAAACUGAGUAACGGCCAUUACUAUCCUCUGAACCUUCUCGGAGAGGUGGCCUCUGGUAUUCUCCCCGGGAUUCUCCGGGAGAAGGCAUUUGCUGCUUCGUGGUGCGCCGAGCUGUCCUGCUCUGCUUCCAAGCCGGAGCUGAAACCGAACGGCCGGGACUCUGCUGCUGGGCCAAGGGGCACUCAGGCUGCUGAGGAUUCAUCUCGGCCACCUCUGGUCAGGACCUCCAGAGGGCGAGUCCAGGUUUUGCCUUCUCGGUUCAAUGACUCCGUGAUUGAUAACUGGAGGAAGGAUGCGAAGAUCACUCCGCAGGAUUAUAGCUUAGAUGAAGAUUACGUAGUUGCAAGCAGUAGGAAGGAGAAAGCCAGUCAAAAGUCAGCCAGAACAAUUCGUAAUGGUACGAAUAGUCGGUUAAUUGACGAAGAUCUUGGUUUUGAGUACCCUAGAUGUAGCACAUUGUUCUUGGAAGAGGAUAGAGAAGAAUACAGGCGCAGGAACUUCGACUUGACGAAGUACUAUUCUAGCUCUAGGAGCUCGCUUACUUCGUCACACGAACAUUACAAUGAGGGCAUGUAUGAGUUUGCUGAGGAGCCAGACGAUGAUCUGAGGGAGGAGAAUGGUAGUGAGAGGGAAGAUGGGUUGUAUGGGCCCGAGGAUUUCUAUUCUGGGGAUAUUGUGUGGGCAAAGUCGGGGAAAAGUGAGCCCUUUUGGCCCUCGAUUGUGAUUGAUCCCAUGACACAAGCUCCUGACCUUGUUCUGAGGGCUUGUAUAGCUGAUGCAGCGUGUGUUAUGUUCUUCGGGUAUUCUGGCAGCGAGGACCAAAGGGACUUUGCAUGGGUCAGACGAGGAAUGCUAUUCCCCUUUCUCGAUAAUGUCGACAGGUUUCAAAAUCAGCCUGAAUUGGAGGACUGCAAGCCUGGGGAUUUCCAGAUAGCAUUGGAUGAGGCAUUUCUAGCAGAAAAUGGGUUCACAGAGAAGUUGACUGAGGAUAUAAAUUUAGCUGCUGGUAACACGAUGGCGUACGACUUUGAUUAUAGAGGAAUUGAGGAGGCCACUGGGUCAAAUCAAGAUCAGGAGUUUCUUAACUUGGAUAUAUCUGGGUUGAGGAAAGGCUCACAGCACUGCGAGGGCUGUGGGGUGAUUAUACCUACCAGAGUAACAAAAAACACCAAGGGUUUAACAUCUGGAGAGCAAUCUCUGUGCAAGACAUGUGCCAGGUUAAUGAAAUCAAAGCAUCAUUGUGGCAUAUGCAAGAAGAUAUGGAAUCAUUCAGACAGCGGAAGUUGGGUUCGAUGCGAUGGCUGCAAAGUAUGGGUCCAUGCGGAAUGUGACAAGAUAUCCAAAAACCAUUUUAAGCACCUGGGAAGCGCUGACUACUACUGCCCCGCGUGUAGAGUGAAGUUUAAUUUUGAAUUGUCUGAUUCAGAAAAAUCGCAGUCUAAAUUCCGAAAGAACAAAAAUGGGGUUCAGUUGGUGAUGCCUAACAAGGUUACAGUUGUCUGUGCUGGUGUCGAGGGGAUAUAUUUUCCGAGCCUGCAUUUGGUUGUUUGCAAAUGUGGGUGUUGUGGGAGCGAGAAACAAGCACUCAGUGACUGGGAAAGACAUACAGGUUCCAAGUCAAGGAAUUGGAGAACCAGCAUUAGGGUAAAAGGAUCAAUGUUAGUGCUGGAGCAAUGGAUGCUGCAAUUGGCUGAGAAUCAUGAAAAAGGUCUGGUUUCUACUAAGCCUAAACGGCCCUCUGUGAAAGAACGGAAGCAGAAGCUAUUGGCUUUUCUACAAGAAAAAUAUGAACCUGUCUAUGCUAAAUGGACAACAGAACGGUGUGCUGUUUGUAGAUGGGUUGAAGAUUGGGACUACAACAAGAUAAUAAUAUGCAACAGAUGUCAAAUAGCAGUUCAUCAAGAAUGUUAUGGAGCAAGAAAUGUUCGUGAUUUCACAUCAUGGGUCUGCAAAGCUUGCGAAACUCCUGAUAUCAAGAGGGAGUGCUGCCUUUGUCCUGUAAAAGGCGGUGCAUUGAAGCCAACUGAUGUGGAAACACUAUGGGUCCAUGUAACAUGCGCAUGGUUUCGACCCGAAGUUGCUUUUGCAAGUGAUGAAAAAAUGGAGCCUGCUAUUGGGAUCUUAAGCAUCCCAUCAAGUUCUUUUAUAAAGAUAUGCGUUAUUUGCAAGCAAAUUCACGGCUCUUGUACCCAAUGCUGCAAAUGUUCAACAUACUACCAUGCAAUGUGCGCUUCAAGGGCAGGUUACCGCAUGGAGUUGCAUUCUUUGGAGAAAAAUGGGAAACAGAUCACAAAGAUGGUCUCCUAUUGUGCUUAUCAUAGAGCACCAAACCCCGAUACAGUUCUCAUCAUACAGACUCCAGCAGGUGUUUUUUCUGCCAAAAGCAUGAUGCAGACUAAAAAGAAGGCAGCUUCCAGGCUAAUUUCAUCUAACACAGCAAAACUCGAAGAGGUUCCAGCAGCAGAAACCGAUGAAUUAGACCCCUUAUCUGCUGCAAGGUGUCGCGUUUUCACAAGAUCAAAAAAUAACAAGAAGAGAACUGACGAAGGAGCUAUUCCUCAUCAUGUAAAAGGACCUUGCCAUCACCCAUUGAGCGUCAUGAACUCUUUGAAUAAUCUUCAGGAUGUGGAGGAGCCGAAAACAUUUUCUUCAUUCAGAGAACGCCUUCGUCAUUUGCAGAGAACGGAACAUGAUCGGGCUUGUUUCGGGCGGUCAGGUAUACAUGGUUGGGGCCUCUUUGCACGGAGGAACAUUCAGGAAGGAGAAAUGGUUAUUGAGUACCGGGGAGAACAGGUGAGGCGAAGUAUUGCAGAUCUGAGGGAGGCCCAAUACCGUUCACAAGGCAAAGAUUGUUAUUUGUUUAAGAUUAGCGAAGAAGUGGUUGUAGAUGCCACAGACAAAGGAAACAUUGCUCGCCUCAUUAACCAUUCGUGUGUGCCCAAUUGCUAUGCACGGAUCAUGAGCGUGGGUGACGAUGAGAGCCGAAUCGUCCUCAUUGCCAAGACUAACGUAGCUGCUGGUGACGAGCUAACGUAUGACUAUUUGUUCGACCCUGACGAGUUCAAGGUCCCAUGUUUAUGUAAAGCUCCGAACUGCCGAAAAUUCAUGAAUUAGGUUUCCUCUUCUUACUGUUUAGAUGACACAGACAAAAACUUCAUACCUUUCUCCGCAAGGAGGCUCGCUAACUCGCUCCGAUCGCCCCACCGCCGCCGCUGCCACCACUACCAUAGGAAAAAUCUCUUACUGCUGCAUUCUGUAAUUUUUGUGAGGAAAGGGAAAAUAGUUUCUUCUCUCUUUCUUUCUUUUUUCACCCCCUUUUUAUUUUCUUGGCAAUUUUUUUUUCGGCUCAAUAAAAGCUGUAAUUCUGUUCUUUGGGAUUGGGUUGUAAAUUCGUUGAAUGGUUAUUUCUCACUCCUUAAUCAAAAUGCUUAUCUCACCGUCGUCUUCAUCUUC
Molecule: messenger RNA, 4071 nt
Organism: Punica granatum (pomegranate)
Lineage: Eukaryota; Viridiplantae; Streptophyta; Magnoliopsida; Myrtales; Lythraceae
Source: RefSeq, a predicted model, not a curated record